Molecule: messenger RNA, 1464 nt
Organism: Blepharisma stoltei
Lineage: Eukaryota; Ciliophora; Heterotrichea; Heterotrichida; Blepharismidae
Source: the annotation of a GenBank genome assembly
AUGACAUCUCCUUAUUAUCAUCAGUUUCUUGUGCCCGGAGAUUCCAACCCUUCUCGCUCCAUUUCCGCUCCUCCUAUGCUAGACUCAAAUAUGAUAUUCGCCUUUCCUAUGGGGCAAGACUAUACCAUCGCAUUCUCAGAUAUUCGUAAUGAUCAGAUGUACGAAGAAUUUUAUGAGAGGUAUAAGGCAAAAAUGAACAUUCCGCCGCCUCUUAAUGAGCCUCUGCAUACGACACAAUCAAGGAAAAUGUCCCAAGUUUCUGAUUCUGAUGAUCGUUCUAGAUCUACAAGUGUAUUGGUAAAUCAUGUAGUGGAUACAUGCAUAAAGGAAGAAGACCCACCAAGCGGAUUUACUGAAUAUUCGCAGCCAAAUGUCCAAGAUUUCCAACCAAGCAGCUAUGGUGGCUCAGAGUUCUAUGGGUUUACACAGUUUAAUGCGCAGCAUAUAUACACAAAUGCUUUAGAUAUGGCUAAAGAUCAAAUAGGAUGCAGAAUGCUACAGAAGAAACUAGAAGAGCAAAACCCAUUUACAAUUCAGACAAUUUAUGAUCAAAUAAUGCUGCAGCUGCCAAUACUAAUGGUAGAUCCUUUUGGAAAUUAUUUAGUACAAAAAUUGAUGGAGGUAUGUGAUGAAGGAAUAUUAAGGUCAAUUAUUAGUGUCAUUUAUAAUGAAAUUACUCAAAUUUCUUUAAGUCCUCAUGGGACAAGAGCAGUCCAAAAACUGCUCGAUAUUGUGGCUAAGUAUCCGAAUCAUAUACAAACCAUAGUCGAAGCUCUGAAAAAUAACGUGAUUACCCUUAUUAAAGAUAUCAAUGGAAAUCAUGUCAUACAAAAGUGCUUACAUACCCUAGGGCAAGCCAAUACUAAUUUCAUAUAUGAAGCCACCAGUUUAAAUAUUAUUGAUAUCGGCACUCAUAGGCAUGGCUGCUGCGUUUUACAAAGAUGCAUUGACGCAGCAUCUCCAAGACAGCUAGAUCUUCUUGUUGACAAAAUCGUCGAAAAUGCAGUCGUUUUAGUUCAAGAUGCCUUUGGAAAUUACGUGGUACAGUAUGUGCUUGACUUGAAUUCACCAAAUAUAAAUGCAAGAUUGGCAUUUAUCUUCAUCCCUUAUAUGCAGAAACUAUCAACUCAGAAAUUUUCAUCAAAUGUAAUAGAAAAAUGUUUGCAGCAAAACCAAAGUGAAGUGCAACAAGCUAUGAUACAAGAAAUUGGGAAUCCAAAGAAUUUGGCAAAAAUGAUUCCAGAUCAAUUCGCUAAUUAUGGUAAAAUUUAUUUAGUCGUACAGCGAGCUUUAAGCCUAGCUGCGCCUCUGCUUUUUACAAAAAUGAUGAGGGAUAUAAAGCCUCUUAUGGAUGACUUGAAAAGAAGCCAAUUUGGGAAGAAAAUUUAUUCAAAAUUAAUGAAAAAAUAUCCAGAGCUAGCCGACAAAAGGUAAAGAAUAUUUAGCAAUGGACGUGGGAAGUAA